Messenger RNA from Pseudo-nitzschia multistriata, 5225 nucleotides. Lineage: Eukaryota; Bacillariophyta; Bacillariophyceae; Bacillariales; Bacillariaceae. The record is from the annotation of a GenBank genome assembly.
CAUAGUGGCCUUCCGCUCAAAUUGGCGGCAGCGAACUGCUGCCGCAUUGCCGUCGUCCGUGCGUGCGUGCCACGGUGGGUAUGGUGCCGGGUGGCUUUGUUCUGGUGUGGCGUGGUUCUGCUCUGCGUGUGGCUUUGCCGCGUCCGGGCCUGCGCCUACCGUUGCUUGCCCGAGGCCUGCUCUUCCCGCAGGAUCCUGGCAAUCGUCUGGAGCUGCAUGUUGGUCGUUCCCUCGUAGAUCGACCCGACCUUGCAAUCCCGGUAGAACUUCUCCGCGGGCAGGUCCCUCGUAAAGCCGAUGCCCCCCAGCCACUCGAUGGUCUUGCUGGCGGCCUUUUCCGCCACCCUGCUGCAGGCGAGCUUGGCCAUGCUGGCCUCCUUGGCAAAGGAUCUGCCGCUGCUUCUGCCACCGCUGGGGUCCCCGGAGCGCUCCCGGAGGCGGCAGGCGUUGUAGGCCAGGAGCUCGGCCGCGUGGACCUCCGUGGCCAUUUCCGCGUACUGGUGCUCCAUGCCCUGGAACUCCGCGAUGGGCCUGCCGAACUGCUCCCGGUCCAUCAUGUGGGGGAGGGCCAGGUCGUAGAGGCAGGCCUUGGCGAUCCCGAGCUGCUGGGAAGCGAUCCCGAUCCGCCCCUCGUUGAGAACCCCGAUGCAGAUCUUGUAGCCCUCCCCGACGGUUCCCAGGACGCUCGAGGCCGGGACCCUUACGUUUUCCAGGUGGACGGGGCAGGUCGAGCUGGCCCGGAGGCCCAGCUUGCGCUCGGGUUGUCCCACGGUGAUGGUCCCGUUGCCGUCGUCGUCGUCGCUGCCGUUUCCGUUCCCGUGCCGUUCCCGGUCCACCAAAAAGGCCGUGACGCCCCUGUGGCCCAGGGAGCGAUCGACCGUCGCAAAGACCAGCAGGAGCCGGGCCUCCCUCGCGUUGGAGAUCCAGAGCUUGCUCCCGUUGAGGACAAAGGAGGACCCGUCGGUCGAGGAAGACGCCGUCGCGGUGGUGGCCAGGGCAAAGGCGUCGGAGCCCGCGGCCUGCUCGCUCAGGCAAAAGGCCGAGAGGCAGCCCCCCCCCGCCAGGCGGGGAAGCCACUCCUCCCUCUGCGAAGGGGUCCCCCAGAAGCGGAGGGCCGUGUUGACGAGGGUGUUCUGGAUGUCCACCACCACCGCCACCGAGGGGUCGACCCGGGCGAUCUCCUCGAUGGCCAGGCAGGCGGCCGUGAAGGACAGGCCCGAUCCGCCGAGGUCUUGGGGGACCUCCAUGCCCAUAAAGCCCUGGUCGAAGAGGUCCUCGAGGACCAGCGGGUCGAUGGCCGAGGCCUCGUCCAUGCUUCGGACCGAGGGGGCCAGGACGUCCCUGGACCAGGCCCGGGCGGCCUCCCGGGCCAGGACCUCGUCCUCGGUGAAGGACUCGGUGAUGGGGAGGGGGGGAGCCGCGGGUGAAGGCGAAGGCGAAGGAUCGAAUGCAAAUGCGGAUGCGGAUGCGGAUGCGGACGCGGAGGCGGAUCCGGAACCGAACGCCAAUGGGGAGGGGUCCCUUGCGGCCCCUUGCCCGACGCUUCGGCCACCGGUCGAGAAGAAGGCGCCCUUCCGGCCAGGGGGGGCUUUCGCCGCAACCGCGAAAGGUCCCCGCCCGGGAACCCCUCGGUUUCCACGCAAGGCCCGGGACGAAACGGCGUCCCCGAACCCCUUGCGCAGGCGGGGGGCGAACGAGGAGGUGCCCCGCGGGCCGAACGGAGGCAUGGGUGCUCUGGGUUGGCUUGUGAUGUGCGGCGGCAGCAAUGGCAGUAGCACUGGGAGUGGCACUGGCACUGGGAGGAGGUAGUAGUGUGGCGCCCGUGUCGAUGGGGGAUGCCGUUGCUGGGGCGGGGGGGGUCCGUCGACAUCGAAACCGGGUUGGCAGAAAAGAAUUCUUUCGGACCGGUCGUGCCGUACAGUACGGUAGGUUCGUACCGUGCGUACGAGUACGAGUACGAGUCGUGUACCGGCUGCUGUGCUUGCAUCGCUUCGCUUUCUUUCUUUCAUGCGGGCAGAAGAAUCUACCCGUACGUACGUAUCGUACGUGCGGCAUCCAUUGCAUUGCGAUCAAUGAUCAAUCCCAAAAAAAGAAAACGGUGACACGAUGUUUCUCACAAAAAAUUCGCAUCAAUUUCAAUUCAAUCGUGAUCUCUCUUCGGCGGAUACGUACAUACGUACUCGUAUCUGGUAAUCGUACAAUGCUACAAGGUACUACUAAUAGUAUGUAUCAUACGAGAAGUACCUUGGUGCUAUAUGUACGGUACUUCUACUGAAAAACCUCUCAAGUUGUACGUACAGCACGGAGUACGGUACAUACUGCUAAUACGGUAUGAUACAUACAUGCCAUGUGAACAAAGAACAUUGGUGCAGAGAAAGGAAUGAUCCUACGUACCCUACCGUACAAUACUACCUUUGUCGUUCCUAUUGCCAACCGUACGGCACUGCUUCGCCACCAUGCUGUAGCCUUGUGCAAGUCUUCCAAAGAUUCCUUCCGUUCCUUGGUGUCGCUACGCGGUGGCCAAUGCCGAUGCCGAUGCCAAUGCUGGUGCUUCCACCCCGCAGUCCCCGGCCUCCGCCGAAGGCGCCCUUGCCCGGCCCAGCCGCUCCAUGUGGGCCUCCGAGAGCUCGAAAUCAAAGAUCUCCCGGUUGGACAGGACGUGCGCCAUCGUGUUGCUCUUGGGAACCACGGGGAUGCCCUGCUGCACGAUGUAGCGGAGGGCCACCUGGCUCCCAACGACGGGCUUUCCGGCCCCGGGCGUCGUCGCGUUCCCGUGCUGGUAGGCCCCCGCCACCUCCUGCACCAGGUCCCCGUUCACCAGGGAAUCUUCCGGCUCGUACGAGCACGGGCCGCAGAGGGGCGAAAAGGACAUAAAGGUGAUCCCAAAGUCGGAGCAGGUCUCCAUCACGCCGUCGACGUCCCCCGAGCCGACGUGGUAUUCCACCUGGUUGAGGGCCGGCGUCACGGUGGCCACCCACAGCACGUCGAGGAUGUGCCUGCUGCAGUAGUGGCUGAUCCCGAUGGUUUGCGCCUCGCCCGUGUGGUAGAUCGUCUCCAGUGCGAGCCAUUCUUCCUGCCGGGCCUCGGCCCCCACGAUGGUUUCCUCCCAGUCGGCCGGGAAGUGGGUCAUGAGGUGGUCGACGUAGUCCAGGCCCAGUUCUUCCAGGUUGGUCUCGUGCAGCCGCUGGACCUCCGACGCGUUCCGGCCCCCUGCGUUGUGUUGUGUUGCGUUGCAUCGCGUUGCAUUCGGUACGGCACGGUACGUGUGGUCCCGACCAAAGGCAUUCGUGCCGUGUGAGCGGUACAAAAGAAGAACUGCGUGAGCGGAACCCGUUCGAGAGAACAACCCACGAACCGGAGGAUCGCGGCGCAACCCCGGUCCGGUCGGUUUGGCCCCGAACCUGCUCUUGUUCGGUCGAAACCGUGCUCUGUUCUGUUCUGUGUUACUCACCGGGAAUUUUCGUCAGGACAAAGAGGUCUUCUCGGUUGCCCUUCCAGCAAUCCCUGAUGGCCCUCCCGACCCCCUUCUGGUUUUUGUACCCGUAGGCCGUGUCCACAAAGGUGUAGCCGGCACCGAAUGCCUUGCACAAUGAUUCGUAGGCCUCGUCGUCGUCGUACUGCCAGGUUCCGGCUCCGAGCAGGGGCAUGUACACCGGAUCUCCGGUCGCAUUGACCCCGAUGAACUUCGUGGGGGCGUCCUGCUUCGGAAGGUGCUCUCUGUCCAAGGGGACCCCCUUCGCCGGCGGGCCUUCGGGGGACGCCGAAACCGAAACGAGGAGGAGGAAGGACGCGAUGCCAGCGGCACGCAGCACGAUACGGUUGAAAUUGAAAUUGUCACGAAACAUUGUGGUCCUUCCGGGGAUGGCUCUGCUCCCGUCGACGGGCUCGUUUCUGACACUCUAUCGGAUGCGGUGGUGGUGGUUUGUGUUGGUGUUUGGGUUUGCCACGGUCAGGGUACGACUAGCGCACGGGAACUCGGCUGUCAAUGCUGGUUGCACCGUGGGAACUUCUGUUCUGUCGAAAAAAGAAACUCGGCAAAAUACUGUACAGUAUUAUUUUGAAGGAACCGAACGUACUUUGCACUACAACCUCCUAACGGUACUGUGCCGUACGGUAGCGUAGGGUUGUGAGCCUAAAUUACAAAUUACCAUAUUGUUUGAUGUCAUACCGGUACGUAAAACGUUACGCACCUUACUGUACGUACUCGUACGUGCGUAUGUAAGGUACGAUACCUGGUGGGAAGAGUUUUUCCAUUUUUCUUCAUGUUCUGUGACCUGUGACAACAAUAAACCCAACAUGAAGUAUUCUACGCGCAGGUUCGUACUACGACUAGUUAUGGUACAGAAGCUUUGAUGUGUGAAGUAAAUUCCCCCUUUGGCUUAUUACUGAAAGAAAUGGGUUGGGAAAUUGACUACGGUACAGUAAUAUUAUUAUGAUGACGAAAAAAAGAACGUACCCCCUAGCUUCAUGUUGACCAGUGAUGCUCGUGAUCUGACAUCGCCACGGCUACUCUAAAUCGUCGUUCUUCUUUGCUGCUCUUCUAUCAGUCCCUUGGCAAGGUGGCUGUAUUUUCCAUCUUGAAAUCCAGGCAGACACUCCAGCAACGUAGUCGCUGAAAAUUCUUCUUCUCGCCACUGGUGCAUUUCGUGUUUCUCUUCGAUUCCGUUUCCCUCCGCCUCGUCGUGCCGGCCGUGUCCAAAGAGACCUCCUGCACCUCCCCUGCGAAAGAUGCUCCUCGGUCUUCGGAAAAUACCCCGGCUCAGUUUCAAAGAUUCUUUGUUCAUCGCCAGCCUAGAUUCGGGUAUUGGUGCUCCAGGGACGUUCACUUUGGUCCGGAGAAUUUCUUCCUCGACUGGCGAGAGAGAAGACAGUUUUCCGGUUUCCUCUGUUUUGAUUUCGUCAUCCCCGGAUGAUGGGAAAAGCAUCUCGGCAACCUUGCUUCCUUCGAGGUUCUCGAGACCGACAAUAUCUUUCAAAGAAUCAAAUGCCGUCAUGAAACCAUCUCGCACGGCUUCCAAAACUUCAUCCUUGUCCUGAGAUAGAGCUUCCAAUUCUUUGUAACCCUUCGGAACUCGCAACGGGAAAAGAUGUGCCUUGUUCCAGCUAUUGUCACGAUCCCUAAUGUUCUUAGAGAUUUCAUUCGUCCGUGGUACCCCGUAAAGAAUUUCUGGGGGAGGAACAAGGAUUCCUUCACUCCCCUUAUGCCUGGCCUCCUGCAGAAGCAU